AGGGCCUCGCGCGACGCGGCCCCACAGGGCCGCGCUUUACACACCUACCGGUCACCCAUUCCAGUCAUCUUGCUACCCGAGUUGUCCGAUGACAUUGAGUCCACGCCUAUCUUGGUGGUACGCAAGAGUACAAAGCAUCGGCUUUGUUGCGAACAAGAAAUCCUAGCCCCAGUCGCCCGCAACAGUCUCUAUUAUUUCCCUUCCUCACGAAGACACAUUCUCUGUCCAGCAUAUCGCGACCAGGGAUGUUCGGAUUCCGCAACCAGCCUCUGAGGGCUGUAUACUUCACAUACGUCGUCGUAACCGGUAUUUUCUUACGGCUGCCCUACUGUUUUCUACGAGCAUCCAUCCCAUCGCUGCGCACCCGCCCGUCAUGGACGCUGAAACGGGAGAUCAUGACAGACGUAAUGCGGAACCUCAUCGCGACGCUGCUCAUGAUACGCAUUCGUCCACUGCGCGCAGAGGACCCGAAGCGUUUCGUGACCAACCCACCUACGGAGCACAUUGCGUACACUCGCUACGAGCCCAUCCCAGAAAAUCUGAUACUUGGCGAGGUCAAGGGGCUUGGAGAUUUGAACAGAGUCAGGCCGGAGCCAUUUUGCGGAUAUUGGAUCAAGCUGAAGGGCGCCGCCGGGAAGCCAGACGAGAAAGCGGGCCCCGACGAGAAAGUCCUCAUGCAUCUCCACGGCGGAGGAUACAUCGCUACCUCGUCGUACCCCGAGGGCGACGGCUGCGGUAACUUCUAUCACGACCUGCUCUCCCAGUGUACCAGCAUGCGGCGCAUCUUCUCCUGCGGCUACCGCCUUUCGACGUCAGCUCCCUUCCCCGCGACUAACGCCUUCCCAGCAGCGCUCUUCGACGCGCUCGCAGGAUACUACCACCUCCUACACGUCGCCGGUUUCCGCGCAGAAAACGUCUCCAUCAGCGGUGACUCCGCGGGCGGGCACCUCGCGCUUGCACUGACACGCUAUAUCGCGCUCUACCGCCCUGCGGGCCUCCCGAUGCCCGGGCGACUCGUCCUCCUCAGUCCCACGGUGGAAUGGGAGAUCACGCACGACGGGCCUCACGCGUCGUUCGGCAGGAACCUCUCCUCCGAUUACUGCACGCCGUUCUUCUGGGGCUACGUGAAACGGAGCCUGCUGGGGAACAUGCCCGAUGAGGCCGCGGCCACUAGCCCGUGGAUCUCCCCCGGAUCGCUGCGCCUCCGGGAAACACAAGGGCUGUUCAAGGGCCUGCCAAAGACGUAUGUCACCGUUGGAGACGCUGAGAUCCUCUUGGACGCGUACCGUACGUUUCGCGACCGGUUAGUGGCGGAUAUCGGGGAGGAGAACGUCACGUAUGUCGAGGUCAUGGACGCGACCCAUGAUUUCGUGACUCAGGAUUGGCACGAGCCUGAGCGCACGAACUCCAUGAAAGAGAUUGUGGCAUGGGCGGGGUGGUUAUAAGUGCGAACUUACUACAAUUUCUAUGCAACUGUCUUUGUUGAUGAGAAAUGGUCACCGCAGACAGCGGAGCUGAUUGUUGGGAUCGGAGUGCAUGGCUCCGUCUCGAGCCAGCUCGAACUUCUCGCCUGAAGGGUGUGUGCUGAGCCAACGACGUGGUAUCGACGCUAUGCAUUUGUGUGCGUCUCCUGAUGGGUGGUGCACAUGCGCAUAUACAUGAUGGAACCCAGUCCAAGAGCGCACGUCACUGCAAAACACAGCUGGGA
Messenger RNA from Rhodofomes roseus, 1708 nucleotides. Its product is annotated as Alpha/Beta hydrolase protein. The transcript is spliced from 2 exons. NCBI's taxonomy places the organism in Eukaryota, Fungi, Basidiomycota, Agaricomycetes, Polyporales, Fomitopsidaceae. Gene Ontology annotation, molecular function: hydrolase activity. The record is from RefSeq and is a predicted model, not a curated record. Bases 246 to 1445 code for a protein of 399 amino acids.